Molecule: messenger RNA, 497 nt
Organism: Temnothorax curvispinosus
Lineage: Eukaryota; Metazoa; Arthropoda; Insecta; Hymenoptera; Formicidae
Exons: 3
Coding region: 9-377 (122 amino acids)
Molecular function (GO): odorant binding
Source: RefSeq, a predicted model, not a curated record
ACAAAUUAAUGUUUAUAAUUAUUUAUUUUUUAGAGGAUUUAAUGAAAAUGGACGAGUUAGUAGACGACGAUAUAAUGACGACGGAUAUUGAAAAAUCAGCUUUAAAAGUUGGUUGUCUAUUUGUCUGUCUUUUACAGAGGAAAGAUGUGAUGUCAGGUGUACAUAUCAAUGUGGAAAAAAUAAAGAAAAUAAUGGACGCCAGAAUGCACCUAAACUUCAGGCUUAUUGCUAUGCGCAAUCAAAUUUUGGAUACAUGUGCUAAUCAUGUUAAAAGCAAGAUUGAUGAAUGCGAAGUGAUUUUGAAAUUCUAUCUGUGUAUAAUUGCAGAACUACAACGCGAAGAAAAUCGGAGAAUGACGUGGUACAAUGGUGUUUAAAAUAUUAUAUAAAAAUUAACAUUAUCUAGAAUUGAAUAAAGAAAUCUAAAACUUAAGCAAUCUAUUCUCCUGUAUAAAUCCAAAAUUUUUCUUAAUAAAAAUUUAGUAAUUGUCUUUUUA